Sus scrofa (pig) is the source of this 10226-nucleotide messenger RNA. RefSeq names its product ubiquitin specific peptidase 31 (gene USP31). Gene Ontology annotation, biological process: protein deubiquitination. Lineage: Eukaryota; Metazoa; Chordata; Mammalia; Artiodactyla; Suidae. Gene Ontology annotation, molecular function: cysteine-type deubiquitinase activity. The record is from RefSeq and is a predicted model, not a curated record.
GCGCGGCGGGAUGCGGCGGCGGCCGUGGCGGAGCCGCGGGCCGGGCGGGCGGGCGCGGUGAUGAGCGUCGGCGGCCAUCGCCAUGUCCAAGGUAACGGCGCCCGGGUCCGGGCCGCCGCCGCCGCCGGCGGUGGCGGCGGCGGGCGGGAAGGAGAAGCGCUCCUUCAGCAAGCGGCUGUUCCGGAGCGGCCGCGCGGGCGGCGGCGGCAGCGGCGCUGGGGGCCCCGGGCCGACCGCGCCCUCGUCGCCCUCGUCGGCGCGCUCGGUGGGCAGCUUCAUGAGCCGCGUCCUCAAGACGCUGUCCACGCUCUCGCACCUUAGCUCCGAGGGCGCCGCCCCGGACCGCGGCGGCCUCCGCAGCUGCUUCCCGCCGGGGCCGGCCGCCGCGCCCACGCCGCCGCCGUGCCCGCCGCCGCCCGCCUCGCCCGCACCGCCCGCCAGCGCCGCGGAGCCGGUGCCCGGGGUGGCGGGGCUCCGGAACCACGGCAACACGUGCUUCAUGAACGCCACGCUGCAGUGUCUCAGCAACACCGAGCUCUUCGCCGAGUACCUGGCGCUCGGCCAGUACCGGGCGGGGCGGCCCGAGCCCUCGCCUGACCCCGAGCAGCCCGCGGGCCGCGGCUCGCAGGGCCAGGGCGAGGUCACCGAGCAGCUGGCGCACCUGGUGCGGGCCCUGUGGACCCUGGAGUACACCCCACAGCACAGCCGCGACUUCAAGAGUAUCGUGUCAAAGAAUGCACUGCAAUAUAGAGGAAAUUCCCAGCAUGACGCCCAGGAGUUUCUCCUCUGGCUUUUGGACCGAGUUCAUGAAGACCUCAAUCAUGCGGUGAAGCAGAGUGGGCAGCCUCCUCUGAAGCCACCGUCAGAGACUGAUAUGAUGCCCGAGGGACCGUCUUUUCCUGUCUGUAGCACUUUUGUACAAGAACUUUUUCAAGCCCAGUACAGAUCUUCUUUGACAUGUCCUCAUUGUCAGAAGCAGAGCAACACUUUUGAUCCUUUCCUCUGCAUUUCUUUGCCAAUUCCUCUACCCCACACAAGGCCUCUCUAUGUCACUGUAGUGUAUCAAGGGAAAUGUUCUCAUUGCAUGCGGAUUGGCGUGGCCGUGCCUCUGUCUGGGACUGUCGCCAGACUUCGGGAAGCAGUGUCUAUGGAAACGAAGAUCCCCACUGAUCAGAUUGUGUUAACAGAAAUGUAUUAUGAUGGGUUCCAUCGUUCCUUUUGUGACACAGACGACCUGGAAACAGUCCAUGAGAGCGACUGCAUUUUUGCCUUUGAGACUCCAGAAAUAUUUAGGCCUGAAGGAAUUCUCAGCCAAAGAGGAAUCCACUUAAACAACAACCUAAACCACUUGAAAUUUGGCUUGGAUCAUUAUAGACUGUCUUCUGCACAAGCAGCCGCCAAGCAAGGGAAAGCGGACUCGGCCGCCACGAGAGCAGGAAGCGACAAGAUCGUUCUGCUAGUGUGUAACCGGGCCUGCACUGGGCAGCAGGGGAAGAGAUUCGGGCUACCUUUCGUGCUGCACUUAGAGAAGACAGUAGCAUGGGACCUGCUGCAGAAGGAAAUCUUGGAGAAGAUGAAGUAUUUCUUGAGGCCAACGGUGUGCAUUCAGGUGUGUCCAUUCAGCUUGCGUGUGGUCAGUGUUGUGGGAAUAACAUACUUGCUGCCCCAGGAAGAGCAGCCCCUGUGCCACCCAACAGUAGAAAGGGCACUAAAAUCUUGUGGACCAGGUGGCACUGCUCAUGUGAAAUUAGUGGUAGAAUGGGACAAGGAGACAAAAGAUUUCUUAUUUGUAAAUACUGAAGAGGAAUAUAUCCCCGAUGCAGAAAGUGUCCGUCUGCAAAGGGAGCGUCACCAUCAGCCUCAAACUUGCACUUUAUCCCAGUGUUUCCAACUCUACACCAAAGAGGAACGGCUUGCCCCAGACGACGCCUGGCGUUGCCCACACUGUAAGCAGCUGCAGCAGGGGAGCAUUACGUUAAGCCUCUGGACUCUGCCCGAUGUGCUGAUUAUACAUCUGAAGAGAUUUCGACAGGAAGGAGACAAGCGUACAAAACUUCAGAACAUGGUCAAGUUCCCAUUGACUGGCCUGGACAUGACACCUCACGUGGUUAAGAGGAGCCAGAGCAGCUGGAGUUUGCCAUCCCAUUGGUCUCCGUGGCGACGGCCCUACGGACUCGGGAGGGACCCUGAGGACUACAUCUACGACCUGUAUGCGGUGUGCAACCAUCACGGCACCAUGCAAGGGGGGCACUACACAGCCUACUGCAAGAACUCUGUGGACGGCCUCUGGUACUGCUUCGACGACAGCGACGUGCAGCAGCUGUCGGAAGACGAGGUCUGCACGCAGACGGCCUACAUCCUCUUCUACCAGAGGCGGACGGCCAUACCGUCGUGGUCGGCCAACAGCUCGGUGGCAGGCUCCACAAGCUCCUCCCUGUGCGAACACUGGGUGAGCCGACUCCCGGGGAGCAAGCAAGCCAGCGUGACCUCUGCAGCUUCCUCCAGACGCACCUCCCUGGCCUCGCUGUCCGAGUCCGUGGAGAUGACUGGGGAAAGGAGCGAGGACGAUGGAGGUUUCUCGACUCGACCAUUCGUGAGAAGUGUCCAGCGCCAGAGCUUGUCAGCCCGAUCCUCGGUCACCAGCCCCUUGGCUGUCAACGAAAACUGCAUGAGGCCCUCCUGGUCCCUGUCUGCUAAGCUGCAGAUGCGCUCCAAUUCCCCCUCCCGCUUCUCGGGGGACUCCCCCAUUCACAGCUCCGCCUCCACCUUGGAGAAGAUCGGGGAGGCGGUGGACGACAAGGUCUCCAUCUCUUGCUUCGGCAGCUUGAGGAACCUCGCCAGCCUUUACCAGGACUCCAGCGACAGCCGGCGGGAGCACAAGGCCGUGGGGCGGGCCCCUCUGGCGGUCAUGGAGGGUGUCUUCAAAGACGAGGCGGACGCCCGCAGGUUGAACCCGGGGGUGGCAGACACCCAGAGCAAGAGCCCAGCACAAGGGGAUCCCCUGCCCCCCGUCUCUGUUCCGUUUGAUAACAAUAACCAGAUUGCUUAUGUGGAUCAGAGCGAUUCAGUAGACAGCUCUCCAGUCAAAGAGGUGAAACCCCCAGGCCACGCCGGCUCCCUGGCAAAGAAACCCGAGAGCACAGCCAAGCGAUCCCCCAGCUCCAAAGGCGCUUCUGAGCCGGAGAGAAGCUUGCGGAAGGGGAGACCUGCCCUGGCCAGUCAGGAAUCCUCUCUUUCCAGUCCGUCCCCUUCGUCCCCUGGUCCCGUCAAGGUUUCCGUGAAGCCCUCCCGCUCCCGGAGCAAAGCAGAGUCUUCCUCCCGGGCCAGCGGGCGGCACGCCUCCCCCGCCCCCACCCCCAAAAAGGACUCGUCCCCCAAAUCCCAGGCCUCCGCGUCGUCGCCCUCCCUCCUCAAGCAGAAGUCGGCCUCUUCCCUAGCGUACCCUGCUUCCUCGGCGUCCCCCAAAAAGGCCUCGGGCCCUGCCCCGCGGGGCCCCCUCCCUCCCGGCAAGAGCAGGACCUCAGACCGGAGCCUGAGCAGAGAGGGCUCCAGACAGAGCCUGGCGUCCGACAGAGCCGGCGUCCCCGCCAGCUCCAAACCCAGCUCCCCGCGAGGGAGCCAGGCCCGGGCGGGCGACGGCCGCGGGGACGGCCGGCACGUGCGCAGCUCGUCCAUGGCCAGCCUGCGCUCGCCCAGCGUGAGCGGGAAGGCUGGCCUGAAGAGGGACAGCAAGUCGGAGGACAAGGGGCUGUCCUUCUUCAAGUCAGCCUUGCGGCAGAAGGAGACCCGGCGCUCCACGGACCUUGGCAAGACAAGCCUGCUCUCCAAGAAGGCGGGCGGCCGGGGCGCGGCGCCCGACGACAAGGCCGACAGAGGCUCCCCGAAGCCGAAGGCCACCGCGGGCGCGCAAGAGCAGCCCGCCCCCAGGGACCCCGCUUCUGCGAAACACUCGCUGCUGUCCGCCCGCAAAGCCAAGUCUUCCCAGCUAGAUCCCGGAGCGCCCGCAUCUCCCAGUUGCAGGCAGUCUGCUGAGACGGCCUCCAAAAAGUUACCUUCUAGCAUGCCAACCUCUGCACGGCCUUCUCCGAAACCUCAGUGACAUUUCUGCAGUCCAAGUGUUUUAUCUGUGAAGAUGUUAAUUUAUUUAGAAGCCCCUUCCCUCCCACCAAAGCCCCCUAUGCUUUUGUAUUUUUGGGGUCACGUGCCUGAUGUGUGGGUGUGUGUGCGUGCACACGCGUGCGCGCCUGUGUAUGUGUGUGUGUGCGUGAGGAGAACUGAAUUGCAGGUUGUUACAAGCGUCGCCUUAUUCUGCCAUUGAACCAAAUAACAGCCAUAGGCAAAGCAUUGAUAGCAAGCUAACUGGAAUAUCGUAGACGAUACCCUGGAUGGUCCCUUUCGCGGUUGUACAUAUUUCUUUCUCGAGAACUCUAAUGCCUUUCGUUGGACACUAGGGAUUUGAAACCUGUGAACCAGUUAAGCGAUCAUUCGUGUGCCCUGAAAAGGAUGAAUUCUUUGACCUGGGUUUCAUCGGAGUGGAAUUUGUCCUUACCGUGGAUUGUCACGUGGCACUGGGAGCUCUAAAAACUGUGACACAAACAGCGAAACCGAGGGAAAACUGUCGCUUCCUGCACUUUGGCCCCAUCUACCAGUCCUUGUAAAGGGCACUAUUUUAACACUAAUGUUUCUCAGGUAUAUCCUCGGCUAGGCUAGGAUGGGUGUGAACAGUCAAAGAAGGUGGCCUGCGGGUGGCUGUCGUUUCUCCUACUGCCACAGGUACACGUUUUCGGAGGUAGAAACAAAGUCUUUCACUACCUUCAUAGCCGCCAAGAUGUGUGUAUCGUAAGUUGUGUUGACCUUGGGAUAUGUCCCAAAAGAGGUGGCCAACUGGAUAGCCAGAAAGCAAGUCACUUGUCAAAAAAAAAAAAUUUUUUUUUUUCCCUUCUAAAUUCGCUAGCUAAGAUCAUAGGGAUUUUGAAGUUAAUACCUUUGCAAGAUUCCUGGAAAAAAAAAAGGAUUCUAAACUGGAUGCAUGAAUCUGUGCCAUUUUCCUUCUUUGGGGUUGCUUUUUUUCUACGUUAGACGUUGAAAGCUCCAUGCUGCCAGCCGUCAGGGUCUGGCAUAGUGGAGCGAUAUGUGACAAUGUGUCACGUGCACACUUCCAGUCCUGCCUGGCAGUCUUUGUUGUGAUGGCUUUCAGGAAUGUGUUUGUUUCUUCCUUGUGCUAAAGAUUUAAGCUCUUACCCAGAAACUCACAGGCAGGAUGGAGCAUGUUCUCUCUGGCGUCAUCAGUGCAAAUGGCAUUUUGUGUUGAGUAGAAAAGGGAACCUCGCAGAAAUUCACACAUAAGUCAGAUAGGUAUUUUUAAAGUUUCGGGGAGGUGUUCUGGAACUUUUCGCUUUUUUCUUUUGUAAUUUUUUUUUUUUUAAUGUUAAGGGAGCCACGGUUCUGAUUCUCUUUGCCCAGCAUUUGUCACUUCGUCAUGCAAUGUAGCGUGCUAACUUUGUGUGCUUUUUUACAUGGUAACUUUUUUAAGUCAUGGACUCUUUGAGUUCUUCCUGAACUCUUGGUGCCCAGGUCCAUCUUAAAAUCUCCGUUUUCAGUAUUGCUGUGUGUGCAGUAACCAGAACACAUAUUAUAUGCAUAGCUAUGAAAUCUGCACUGCCUUUUGGGUGUUUUUUUGUUUUUUUUUUUUUCCCCUCGGUCCUCUUUCUUUCCUAUGAAUACCUCUUGGGAAGUGUUUCCAGGAGGUUACUUUAUUUUGCUGCUACUGUGAGCAUUAGCAGGUAACUUGCAAGUCUGGAGGCCAUGUGUAUUGAGGGUAGCUGGAAUCCUAGGCCCUUACGGUGUUGAAGACUCACGUAUUCAGCCUCGUGGAAGUUACCCUCGUACUCCAUGACAUUCACUUCACGUUGCCCAUUGCACUUGAACCUGCACCUCGCUAGGUGUCCUCGUUUCGCUGUGUAGGCAUCUCAGUUCCCAAAGCAGCCUUACCCUCCUCCUCUGCUGUGAUCGCCUGUGACAUCAUUGCUUCCAGCAGCACAUCCACAGCCUGAUCCGAGUUUAGCCACCGUUAGUCUUCCUGUGGCUCCUGUAUUCCCUGGGAAGAAAAAAAAAAAAAUGCACCAAACGCGGGAUCUUCGAUGUCAGGAAUUGAAUGUUUGUCUAAUUUGAACUUCUCCUCUUCCUUUAAUAGGUAGAUCUCAUUUGAAAUUUCAUAUCCGAAACUCUGAAACCGUCUCAGAAUCGUCGUUUGACCACACAGAGUGUUUUAAUAACACUUUUGGGGGGAGGGAGCUAUAAACAGUUCAGCAUUAAUGGAAUCUAUUUGAAUUUCCACAGUGGUGAAUAUUUUUAUUCUUGGGUCCUCCAGGAAUGGAUUUUCUGUUAUGUCUGGUGUCUUUUUAAAACAACAACAACAACAAAACUGAAAACAACAACAACAACAAACAAAAAGCCUCUACAAACUCCAUUAAUUUUCCAUGGGAUCCAGAAAUAAACUUUCCAUAUCUGUAAACUGUAUGUCUGUGGAGUUUAGUUCUUGUUUUAGAUUUAAACAGAAAAAAAUCAGGAAGUAUUAUGGCAGUGUCUAGGCAUCUUUAGGCUAUUUCUGUGCUUGGUCAGCAUGAAAAUUUCAGCCAUAAUUAAGAGGUAAAACCUCUAAGCCGCAGAGAAGAUAUUUUUGCCCAAAAGUUUGGAGAUGCUCUUUGAUGUGAAGUAUCUUACGGAAAAAUUGUUACUUGGUUCAAUUCAGUUUUUCUGGAGUGAGGGACUUGAUUUUUUUUUUUUUUCUUUCUUUUCUUUUCCCAGUGCUGUUUGGCACAAUGAGCUUAUAUGUGUUUGGGGUUAAAAAUCACCUGCAAAGGAUGGUAGCCCAGGGUUUUGGGUGGACAGCCUGGUGGGCCUGAUUAGAGCUGUCAUUUCCUGGUCGUCACGAAAUAACCACCCACAGUAGCAUUGCGUAUGUAGUGUAGGUGAGCUUUCUUAAAGCUUUGUAUUCUCGAUUUCUUUUCCUGUAAACAUCCAGUGUACUGAGUCUGUAUCAUUCCUUAAGACAGCCCUAUAGCUUGCCUUUGUAAUCCCUUCUAUAAUGUGGAAGGAAGCACAAAGAAACUCUUAAACUCAUGUGCUCUCAAGACUAUCUCCCAUGUUUGUUUUUUUGUUUUUUUUUUUUUUUCUUUUUGGUGUUUGGGUUUUGUUUUGUUUUGUUUUUGUAUUUCCUCAUCCUGAAAGCAGCCUAAUUGAAAGUAAAUCAUGCUACACUGGACCAAUAGAAAUGGACGUGCGGGGAAUUCCCUUGUGGCACAGUGGAUCCGGAGUUGUCACGGCAGCAGCUCAGCAGCUCAGGUCGACACUGGCGUGGGUUCGCGAUCCCUGACCCUGGGAGCUUCCACAUGCUGCAGGUGUGGCCAAAAAAAAAAAAAAGAGAAAGAAAUGGACGUGGGUAGAUAUUGUUGUUAUCUGUGAAGCUGCCCUGACCUCUCCUGUCAUUCAUCUUUCAUCAUUCAUUCCUUCAUUCUGCAAACAUUUCGUUGAGGGCCUGCCUUGCUUGGAAAGGCCAGCUGAGAGCUUCAGGAGUUUGCUGUAGCUGAGGCGCCCUGGGAGCGGCUGGUGAACCAGGGGAUGCUAGUAGCUAAGGCUGUCCUAGGUGGAGCCGCAGUCCUCCCGAGCGGAAAGAUCAAAUGGAUCCUGGUGAUCGGCGGAGGCUCGUGGGCUUCCUGAGCACGUCUCUUCUGUCCUGGAAACCAAAAGUGCCCUUCAUUUUUGGAGACAUUUUUAAUGUCACAUCUUCUUUUUCAGACCGAGCUGUCUGCCCCAUAGGGGCUGGAAAUCCAUUACGAAGUCACUUUGCAUUAGAAUGUGGUCACCUGGGUUGGUAGGCGAUUUGCAGAGAUUUCUGGGGAUGGGGAUGGGGGUGGGGAGGAAAGCAGUCAGCCCUCUAAAAGAGCUGUCACGACAAAACACAGCAGCAGAGUGGAAAGGCGACCGCGGUGGCCGCCUUGAGGAACCGUGGAGCCGAAGAGCCGUGAACAACGCUCCUCUAUUUCAAAUAAUAUGUUUUGAAACGUAGAUGCACAUCGGACGUCAAGUUUCCUUUUGGACAAAUUAGUGACCAGCUGCAGUUAGCAGUUAGUUUCCUGUGUAGGUGACAGGAACUCUCGGAUGCAAAGAUCACCAGUGUCUCCAGGUCGGGUAUUUGAGACAGUAUGCACAUCAUAAGCACAGUUUCAAUAAAACGCAUAUUCUGUGAGGCGCGUCGCGCUUUGUCUUAUUUGGAAUUUGAGAAGAGCAAAACUUGCUGACAAACCAGUGCCUAUGUCGUCAACAUAAACACACAAGAUCGCUGUUCCUGCGCAGGCAGCCUUUGCUUUCACAAAGGGUACGUUUCUGCUAAACCUGACUGAAACGAACGCUCAGUCUCACACUCCCUUUCGUGUUUAUUUUGGCAGCUGCAUUUUGAGCAUGACCACUCAUUUUUUUCCCCCAACUAAUGAAAAUAAUUUUGCAUGGCCUCCACCUAAACCCAGAAAGCAUGCUCUUACUAUCUAUGCAAGCAAUUAAUAAGAAAUACAGACUACUUAACACUCAAUGUAAGGGUUUAAAAAAAAAAAAAAAAGACAACGCUUAGAUUAUGGAGCUCUAUUUUUGUAAUUUUUUAAAUAUGGCUUAAUCAGUAUCAAGAGCAUGAAUGUGCUUUCGUGUUUGGAUUUCUUGUUUGGCUUUGCACAUGUUUCUCUGCCGAUUUUGGUUUUUGGAUCACAGGCAAGCUUGUGUGUAAAGUGCAUAUUUUGCAAACAGGAGUGGAAUUGGGUUAUGUUGAACACACACUGGUUUAUAAUACCGUGUCUUUAGCCUGAAGACUUUCCUAAAGAAUUUUGUUCUAAAAAUAACCUGCCAUUUUUUAUAGAUCUUCAUUUUUUAUAUCUUCUAGGGUUCUCUCGUGGUCACAAGGGAAGAAUGUGGCUUCUAAUAGUGCUAACAAUUUUCAAACACUUUUGUAGAGACUUAGAGCUGUUCUGGAAAGCUUCGGAGCUUCCCAGCCACGGGUCACGAGGACGCUGUGGAGCUUGCGGUAGCGUUGACAGUGGACUUGGUUCUAGAGUCACCUCACAUUCAUAUGAAACCAGUGUUUCCCGAUUUGGGGGAGCAGGCAGAUCUCUCACAGCCUUUUUCAAACCUCACACGUGUACUCUCCCCUGGGUUCUGUCAAGCCUUUUCUGCAGUCUUGAGAUUCUGGUACCCAACACCCACUAGAAUCAUCGAGGGAACUUUAAAAAAACGCCUGGGUCCCACUCCCCAACUUUUGAUCUAGUUAGUGUAGGGCAGGGCCCAGGAAUUCCCGUAUGCAUGUAAAGCUCCUAGCUCUUUCUGCUUUGCAGUCAGACCUGAGAACCGCUGUGGCAACACCCUGCCUUGGCUGAGAACUGCCGUGGGAAGGCCCCGGGAGCGACUCUUGUUUCCUCUGUUGCUUUGGAGAAAGAAGAAAAGAUGGUGAGCUUCUGACAUCAACCCUGUCUGAGACAAGGGGGGCUUCUUCUGCUUCGAGCUCUGAUUCAGGAGCUCAGAGCUUGCCCGCCUGGUGGGAGCCGGGGGUCUUGAGUUUGCUGGAACCAGCAGGAGUGUCCAGGGCGGGGGUGGGGGUUGCAUCCUUCCCAGGACUUUUUCUCUGGGCCAGACCCUUGCAGGAGGAAGGCAGUCGUCCAGAAAUGCUGAGCCAAGGCUUCCAGUGGCUUUGGAAAACCCGUCCUUGAUUUCAAUAAACCGAUGGUCACUUUGUAGUCAUUAUAAUAGCAAACCCUAGGCUGCUGCCCAGUGUCCUUCCUCUGUAGCUCACUCUGCUGUCUAGAAUGAAGUUUCAGGACUUUUGCUUUCUUUCUUUCUGUCUGUCUGUCUUUUUCGUUUAAAAGUGAAUGUGAAGCAUUUUAUGGGGGGUCUUUUUUUUCUUUGGCACCCUGGGUAUUUUUUUCAUGUCUUUAAAAAAAUCAAAUCAUAGUGCGCCCCACCUCGGGCCGUCUCUGUCACCUAUGGAGGCAGAUGAAAUUUAGUUUUAAUCUGUGGUGAGCUGAGUGCAUGACAAUGUCUUCACGAUAAGCUGCUGUGCUCCUCUGGCGGUUUCCCCCUGUGGAGGAGGAUGCUGUCUUGAAAAAAAAAAAAAAAAGAAAGAAAAAUACACACUCCUUUACCCGGCGUUCCCCACAUUUCGAGGAAUGAGAUACACGUGGAAACCC